CAACAUCCAAACAUUGAAAUGGUGAGUGACAUUUUGAAUUUAAAAACAGCUGCAGAUUUCCAUUUCCUGAAAAGUGGCGUUUGGUCCACAAGUGAAAGAAUGCAUGUGCCUUGAAUGAAAAAAUAAAAAAAACAAAAUGAACGGAAGGCAAUACAUGGAAAUUAGAAAGGGGAUCAGAGGUUAUGAGGCCUGUAUAUCACAAAUAAGACGUCAACAGAAAAAUUUAAAAAGCAGGCAAUAUUUGCUUCGGGUGAUUAUACAUUAUGCUAGUUUACACAUUGCACAAUUACACCGAUAGGAAAAACGGAUUAAAAAAAACAGCAAAAUUAUAGAAUAUGUUGCGAAGCUUGCAAAAUAUCCAAUGAGAACGAUUCCAUGAUCACAUCGAGGUGCAAAAAGAGGAGAGGUCCAAAAACUGUUCAUAACAUCAUAGAACCAAUAAUAUUACCGUGGAGUAGUAAUAUAGUUCUUGUUCCAAAUUACUGUCAGAGAAUUUAAGGAAGGCCUGUACCAAGAAUAAGCUAAAUCUACAUGUUUAUAAAAUACAAAAGAAAAAACAACACAAUAGCUUACAAAAACAAUGUAAAACACAAAAUAAAAAUCAUGAUAAAAAAGCAGCUUAAAAUUCGACUAGAACAAUACACGGUCUCAGGUUUAGAAAAUAUAAAGCGAUGUUACCAAAAAUAUUCGGAAAAUACUAGAAGAUAUAUACAUGUAUAAACUCAAGAAAACUCAACAUAUUACAUGUAUUAAAUAAAAUCUGGUUUUAACUGCCGCUCCAUAUUUUUAACAUCUCUGUUCAGUUCAACUCACCCUGUUAAGCCAGCCACCAUCCAGGCCCUCUGAGAGGAGUGGGAUCGAAUCCUACAAGAUACCAUACGCGCGCGGGAUUAUCAGCAGCACGAAAUCUACGAAAAUGGGCAGCACACUCGAUAGUGACAACAUCUUUACAAUUUCUCCACUUGUAUUACCGAUGCACAAAAACUUUAAAAGCCACUCUUAUCCAGAUUAGUCCGUUAUCACGCUUCAGUGAAAAUAACAAUUAAUACAUCUUAAUAUAAAAAUUAUCAAAACAUUACUUUUACCUAAUUUAUUACAACCAUAGAAAUAUAUAUAAUCGAAUAAGUGAUCCCAAUCAAAUUCUGAGUCAUUCAUUUCCCCAAAGUCCGACAACACAACAUGUACACAAAUAAGUAAGCAGCUCAGAUUACCUCCCUUCUAUAAGUAGAGUACAUGUAUACUUUCUAAAUGACUUUCAUGUAAAACUGAUAAAGAAAUGACCUAUUUCCUUAAUAUUGGUAAUUAAUACAAACUUCUUAUACUUUAUCGCAGGACAUGUUUUAAAUCCACAAUGUUGUUCUCGUUUAGAGUUGUCAUAUUUGUUCCAUUGUUGAUGCACGGAAUUCUCGCGGAUGAGGUACCCUGCUCUCCACGACAAUUUGACCAGGAUUCCACAGUUUGCGUAUGUAACUCAACUUAUUGCGAUUAUGCCGGGAUUGAGGGUGGCGGACUACUUUUCACAUACUUUAACGCUUUUGUAACCACUAAAGACGGCCUCAGACUGGACCGACAACUUGGUUCAUGGGACGACCAGAUACAGCCAAACAAGUACGUCUUUAACUUGGGAAACAACACCAGGCAAACAAUUCUCGGUUUUGGCGGUGCCUUUACUGAUUCCGCUACCAUGAACAUGAAUAGUUUAUCACCUCAAGCCAGAGCUAAUUUGAUUAAUUCUUAUUACGGACAAAAUGGAAUCGAGUAUACCAUGGGACGAAUUCCAAUGGCGAGCUGCGAUUUUUCAAGUCGAGUUUAUUCUUAUGAUGACAUAGAUGGUGACCUUGAAUUGAAGGAAUUCGCCCUGGCGGAGGAAGAUCUCGUGUAUAAGAUUCCUGCUAUUAAAGAUGCAAUGAAAGUGAGUAAAAGAAAUGUUACAUUAUUUGGAAGUCCAUGGAGUUCGCCAUUUUGGAUGAAAACUAACAACAAUAUGACAGGUAAAGGUACUAUCAAAGGUGGACCGAAUGGACAAUAUGCUAAAGCAUGGGCGAACUAUUUUGUGAAGUUUUUACAAGGAUAUAAACAACUAGGACUCAACAUGUGGGGCCUUACAGCACAAAAUGAGCCAAAUGACGGUAAUAUCGACGGGUUUCCAUAUCAGUGUCUCGCUUUCGAUGCUGAGUCACAGAAGAACUUCAUCGCUAAUGAAUUAGGUCCAGCGCUAGAGCAAAACGGCUUCGGUGGCGUAAAGCUGAUGAUUCUAGAUGACGAAAGAAAAUAUCUGCCAGCAUGGGCUGACACAGUUCUAAAUGAUCCUUUUGCCGCAAAAUACGUUUCCGGAAUAGCCGUCCAUUGGUAUGACGACAUGAACGUUCCGCCUUCAGUUCUUAACGAUACAUUUAAACAAUUUGGAGACAAAUAUUUUCUUCUCAACACAGAAGCUUGCGUCCAGGAUCUAGCAAAUAAGUCUAAUACAGUGUUGCUUGGCAACUGGCAACGUGGCGAGAGAUAUUUUACGGACAUUUUGCAAGAUAUUGAAAACGGAGUUUCCGGUUGGGUUGAUUGGAACAUGGCACUAAAUAUGCAAGGAGGGCCAAACUGGCAAAAUAACUUCGCCGACAGCCCGGUAAUUGUGAACGCGCAGACGGACGAGUUCUAUAAACAGCCUAUGUUUUACGCAAUGGGACAUUUCAGUAAAUUUGUGCGACCAGGAUCGAAAUUGAUAGACCAUACAUCCAAUCUUCCCGAUGAUUCAGAUCUAAAAGCAAUCUUCUUCACGAGGGAGGACGAUUCAAUCGCCGCUAACUUUGUUAAUACGAAUAACACGACAAGUUUCGACAUUACUAUCACAGAUUAUAGAGUUCCCGGGUAUCUGAAUUAUCAAAUUCCCCCGAAAUCUUUUGUAACAUUUAUUUGGUACAGAAUCUAAUAUACAUGUAUAUUUUUUCGAGGCUGCUUUUUUACGGUGGGUAUUCUUACGGUGAAUUGAAAUACAAGAUAAUUUACUAAAUUAUCAAUAAUCUAUUUAAACGAAUGGAAAGUUUAUACAUGUUUUUUUUUAUUUAGAUUGUGUAUGUAGCUAUAAGCUUAUAGACACAUUGUCGAAUCUGUUCUUGGAACCAACCAGUACUUAGCAAUGAGGACAAUGAUACAACAGCUUGUCCCGACAGGAUUUAAGCCCACGUGGCUAGUACUCCAUAGAUGACUACUUUACGUGCUAAUCACUCGACCAUGUUCAGAUAUAAAAGAAGAGUAAGAGAACAACUGCUCGAAAAUGUAAAAUAAUGUGCGUAAACGCUAACUAGUUUAACAAAGAGUGCAUUUCAGUAUGUAGUUGUCCACACAACUUUUGACUGCUUUUCAAUAUUAAAUCGUUUAUGAUUAUAUUUUCUUUCCGCGUGUAAAUUGGUUCCGUUCACGUUGUAACAAUGUAAUGUAUGGUAUAAGUACUUCGAAUCCCUAU
Messenger RNA from Ruditapes philippinarum (Manila clam), 3457 nucleotides. RefSeq names its product lysosomal acid glucosylceramidase-like. Gene Ontology annotation, molecular function: glucosylceramidase activity. The transcript has a single exon. Gene Ontology annotation, biological process: glucosylceramide catabolic process. The record is from RefSeq and is a predicted model, not a curated record. The coding region runs from base 1352 to 2923 and encodes 523 amino acids. NCBI's taxonomy places the organism in Eukaryota, Metazoa, Mollusca, Bivalvia, Venerida, Veneridae.